Molecule: messenger RNA, 2057 nt
Organism: Olea europaea var. sylvestris
Lineage: Eukaryota; Viridiplantae; Streptophyta; Magnoliopsida; Lamiales; Oleaceae
Exons: 7
Coding region: 378-1880 (500 amino acids)
Biological process (GO): DNA-templated transcription; regulation of DNA-templated transcription; developmental process
Cellular component (GO): nucleus
Molecular function (GO): ATP binding
Source: RefSeq, a predicted model, not a curated record
AAAGGCUAACAAUGGCGGCAAUAAACUACUAAAUUCCAAAAUCCACCCCACCCCACCCAACCGCCUCCAUAAAACCCAGUUCUUGAUUUUAUUUUUAUUUUUUUUCUAUUUACACAUCAGGCACGCUCUACUUGAAAAUUUAUUCAUAAAGAAUAAAUAAGCACUCUUUUUGGGUUUCUUUUCCAGUUUUCCAUUCUUAAUUUUGCCAGUAAUCAUAAUCAAAAGGUUGUUUUUCGAGUUUUGGAAACAUGCGUUUUGUGAAACUGUGCUAAUCCACAGUGGGUUUAGUUUAGAUUUUCAGACAAGGCGGCUACAUCGGAUGGUUGUAGUAAAGAUUUUGGUUUGAAGGUGCAGAAUCAUUUCCUUCCGAGAUUAUCAUGACGAGUAAUCUCAAUCAUGGCCGUCAAUUCGAUUAUGGUAGUGGGUCCCUCUGUAAUAACGGCGAAGGUUGCGAGACUGGGGGAAAUAUAUACGAGGAUGAUGUUCGUAGUAGUGGUGGUGGUGGUUCAGCAGUUAAAACUUUGCAGCUUUUUGACAUUUUUCCUUCUUCAACCGCCUUGACAUCCCCAGGGGGGAUGGAGGCAUAUGUGGGGUUUCCUUUUACAUCAGAUCAAUUGAAGGAGCUUGAGAGACAAGCUAUGAUCUAUAAGUACAUGCUGGCCUCCGUUCCUGUGCCUCCUGAACUUCUUUCUCCCAUUUCCAGCAAUUCUCCUGCAGUUGCACCGGACCCUUGCGUUUCAUGUUCUUGGCAUAUUCAUUUUGCUAUCACUACCCAUUUGAUCAUCUUUGCAAUAUCUCAAGCUACUUCCGAUCAAGCCUCCCAGCCUCUAACUAUUGGUUUAUGGGUGCCUAUUCAGUCUCCAUACAAAAACUUUGGUGGGAUGGUCGCACCAUCGAAUGAGGAGCCACCACCUCAUUGGUGGUGGCUCUCCAUUCGACGGCGUCCCAUCAAAGUUUUUCUCCUUUAUAAGAGGAUUGCUUCAAAGUCUUAUAUGCUGAUUAUAUUUUCUUCUUUUAAAGAGUGUGAUUUACCCUUAACAUGCUUCUACAAGAUGAGUAGAACAAGCCCUUACACAUGGAUUGUUUUCAUCUGUAAGCGAUGUUCAAUUUUACCUGAACAGCAUUUGGAUUUGGACUCGAUGAUAGAAGCUGAGAUGGUUGCAAUGUGUGUGGCUAAUCCACAAUGGCAGCAUUUGAUGUACACUGAUAUAGCAAAUGAGGGCUCGGUUUAUAACACUAAUGCAUCUGUUUUUCAUCAAGAUUACGUGGAAAAUCAAUCAAUGAACGUGUUCUCCUACACAGAUUACCCGGCCCCUGAUCAUGCUGUUCAUCAAAGUGGCAAUGAUCAGGGUUACAUAGGAUCAUUUCUCAACCCUGGUUUGGUAUCUUUGGAAAAACACUCGCAUACUGAGACCCCAAGGGGAUUUAUUGAUGCAUGGUCAUAUAACAAUGGGAAUGCGGAGUCCUCUGUAUCAUCAGAUCAAGGGAAUUUACCCUCUUCCUCGCUCACUCUAACGAUGGCAAUGGCAGCUGGAAAUAUCAUAGAUGAACAAAUGGAAAAAAUCGAAACUGGGAGUGUACGAGACUAUGAUGACCAUAAACGUGAAGAUUCAAGUUGGCUAGGCCCUGUUUCUUUUAUGCCUUUUGCACAAGGAGGGCCAUUAGCCGAGGCAUUACGACCCAAAUCAACCACUCUAAAAGGCUCGAAUUCAGCUUCUCUAUAUUAUUCAAUCAGCCCCUCGGCAACUACUGUUUCAUCACCAUCUGGGGUUCUUCACAGGUCAUCGUUUUCACAUUCUGAUGGCAGUGGUUGCAAUAGUCCAACUCUUGCAGCUCCGACAGGAUUAUCAGAAGCUGUUGCAUUCCGAUUGCUGAAUUAAACUAAUGAGUUUCUUGAAGUUGAUUCCCGAAUUUGGUUAUUUUAUGUUAGUGCAAUUUUCUCUCUGAUGUUAUGUUUCUUGUUUACUCUGUAUGAGCAUUUCUAAUAGGAACUUCUACAAUUUUAUAUAGCAGAACGACGAAUGCUUGGUUUAUAAAGGGUUCUUGCAAGUUCAAUA